Uranotaenia lowii is the source of this 4554-nucleotide messenger RNA. It is a transcript of the gene Coq5, whose product is annotated as 2-methoxy-6-polyprenyl-1,4-benzoquinol methylase, mitochondrial. Gene Ontology annotation, molecular function: methyltransferase activity. Gene Ontology annotation, biological process: ubiquinone biosynthetic process. The record is from RefSeq and is a predicted model, not a curated record. Lineage: Eukaryota; Metazoa; Arthropoda; Insecta; Diptera; Culicidae. The transcript has 4 exons. Bases 1269 to 2147 code for a protein of 292 amino acids.
GGUGAAAAUAACAUACAGUUUUGCUUAGAUUGCAUAACUAAAGGCGAAAUAUAGGUGCUGAAGGCGCCUCAAAUUAUGCAACUGAAGCGAGAAUAAUCUUAGCUGACCUGUGAUAAUAUCGAAAAACAUCAUUCAAAUAUCAUUUGAAUCAAAUACUAUCAUUGGUUUAACUGGUUACACUAUUUUAUUUCAGAUUUUUUUUGAUAUUCUCAUCAUUUAACAAUAAAUUUAGUUAUAAUUUGGAUAUUUUUUUAAAAAUCAGGACAAAUCAGGACAUUUUAAGUGCCAUUUUUCAAAAAUCAGGAUUUUUCAGGACACCACUAAACUGGUGAAAAUAACAUACAGUUUUGCUUAGAUUGCAUAACUAAAGGCGAAAUAUAGGUGCUGAAGGCGCCUCAAAUUAUGCAACUGAAGCGAGAAUAAUCUUAGCUGACCUGUGAUAAUAUCGAAAAACAUCAUUCAAAUAUCAUUUGAAUCAAAUACUAUCAUUGGUUUAACUGGUUACACUAUUUUAUUUCAGAUUUUUUUUGAUAUUCUCAUCAUUUAACAAUAAAUUUAGUUAUAAUUUGGAUAUUUUUUUAAAAAUCAGGACAAAUCAGGACAUUUUAAGUGCCAUUUUUCAAAAAUCAGGACCAUUCAAGCAUUUUUGAAAAAUCAGGACGGCCUCUCGAAAAUCAGGACAAAUCCUGAAAAAUCAGGACACCUGACACCCCUGAUGCCAAGGUUCUUAGAUACACUAGGUUCUCCGACUUUCACAGUAAGUAGGCGAGGAGUGAGCGGGGCUCUCAAUGAGUUUGUUUAUUUUUUGCUCAGCUUUUCUGUGGUUUGUUGGUGAACAAACUUCAUGAGUUCCGUAUAGUUGCAUAGCCUACAUAGAGUUGUUUUUGACAUUUCUUACGCACAUUUGCUGAGCAUGUACAGAUGAGACGGGACAAUUAACCUCAAAAACUCUCGGUACAAAAAACGUCGUUUUUGAGGUUAAUUGUCCCAAAGUUGAAAAGUGUUGGUGAAACAACGUGCAUAAUAUCACGAACACUAUCAGCGGCAAAUAGGACUAUAGCCGAAAUGGCUGAAUCGGGAAUUCGUUAUUCGGGAACACCUCCUGAAUAUAUACCCACCUUGAUUAAUGCUGGGCAUAUGAUCAUUGACACUGGGCCCACUCCCCUUUGAUUUGUCUGGCAAAUAUUUACAAUCAAAAUAAGAUUAAAGAAGAAGAAUUAUUGUUAAAUUUUGAAUUAUUUUGUACACAAUUCUGAUUAAUUUUCAGUAUGCUACAAUUAUUGAGGAAAAAGCACUUGCUUAGCACAGUGGUUCUCCGAUCGCUUGUAAACUAUAGUCAACAUUCUCAGCAUGCGAAACAAAUUCCGUCCCUACCGGGAGAAACACAUUUCGGUUUCCAAACAGUGAAAGAAAGCGAAAAAGAACGAAUGGUCCAUAAAGUUUUUGAAGAAGUGGCCUCAUCCUACGAUCUGAUGAAUGAUGCAAUGUCGUUCGGAAUUCACCGCAUUUGGAAGGACAUAUUUAUGGAACGAUUGGCACCACUCGGAGGUGGAAAUCGCCUGCUAGACAUGGCCGGUGGAACUGGUGAUAUAGCUUUUCGCUAUUUGAAGUACCUCGAACGAUCGGGUUCGACAUACGACGAAAGCAAUCACGUCACUGUUUCUGACAUCAAUCAGAACAUGCUCGACGUUGGGAAAGAGCGAUUCAAACGGCUUAAUUUGAAAUCAAAUCGCACUACGGUUGACUGGGUUUGUGCCAAUGCCGAGGAAUUACCUUUCGAAAAUAACUCCUUCACGGCGUACUCAAUUGCUUUUGGAAUCCGCAAUGUGACGCAUAUUGACAAAGUGCUCUCGGAGGCUUACCGAGUCCUGAAAACUGGGGGACGAUUUUUGUGCCUGGAAUUCAGUCAUGUUCCCAAUGACUAUUUACGCUGGAUCUAUGACCAGUACUCAUUUCAAGUGAUCCCUCCGAUGGGUCAAGUUCUAGCUAGUCAAUGGCAGCCAUAUCAAUAUUUGAUAGAAAGUAUACGUAAAUUCCCCAAGCAGGAAGAAUUCAAAGUUCUCAUUCAAAGUGCGGGAUUCAAAUGUGUUGAAUAUGAAAAUCUUACCUUUGGAGUUUGUGCUAUUCAUUCGGGUUUUAAAAUAUAAAAUUCAAACGAUCAUGUCUGUAUAUUCGUACAUACGGUCAACCGCAAAAUUGAUCGUACACAUGUGGUUUUCUUAAUUUUUGAAUUUCAAAGCCUUUAACAUUGGUAAAAAAUAAAAUCGAAAUUCAUUUAUCUUGAAGAAAAAAUAUUCGUCUUUUAAAUUAAUUUCAACAUAACGAAAUUUCUCGGUUUUAAUAUAUUAUAUUUUUUAAUAUAAACAACAGCAACACACCAGGCCAAAGGAUGCAGAAAUCUGAAAGAAAUUGAAACUAAUGAGUGAUGGUUUUUUUUUUCAGGAUAUAGGUAGUAAUUUUUCAAACUUAUUGAUCUCCCUGAUUAGUGGAAACCAAUUUAUUGAUGUAUUUAUUUAUUAAUAAACUUACCUUUAUCCUUUAUCAUUGGAAGACGAAAUUGGCGAUCUGUCCAUUUUUUUGUCCGCAGCUUGCCGUUGAAAUGCCGGAAUGUUGAGUCACAUCGUUUUUUCAGACCUGCAAAACAAUACCGAAAAAAUGAAUAUUUAACUAUUUAGAAUGAGGAAUAUUUGUUUAUGUUACAGAUAUUGAAAUACUUACUGCAAUUUCUAUCACGUCAUCGUUUUUGCUUCUCGGAUGACUGACGAAAUUUAGACAAGAUCAAAAACUACCCGUCUUGAAGUUUACUCAUGCUUUUUCAAAAACAUGUGUUAUUGACCCGUCCAAAUAACCCAUUAUUUGACAGAUCAUAUGGACGGGUCAAUUCUACAAGUUUUAUGUGUUCCGCAAAAUGAGUGUGUAUAUACAUACAUUGACUACACUAAAAACUGACAUGAGACUUAUAAAAAAAAUCUGUUAAAUUUCUGUAUACCAUGGGUGCACGGAUUCACCGCAGUUUCUGCCUAAGGCCGAUGACAUAGUGAGUGCGAGGCGAUGCGAACCGGCGAAUUUUAUUCAAUGCGGCGAACCACAUUUGAUGAAAAUGUAUGUGAAUCGCUUAAACCUGACAUACUCAACGCGGCGAAGCAAAAGUCAAUUUGUUCUGCCGCUCGAGUUCGCAUUGACCGCGUUCGCCAAUUCGCAUCGCAUCGCUCUCACUAUGUCAUCGGCCAAAGUAUGUGCUCACAUGCAUUCUUAGAUUAUUAAGUUCGACAAAUCUCCAAUGCAGCGUGUACACCAUACCCGGAGUGAAUGUAUUUUUGUUGAUGUAGGUAUAUUUUGGAAGAACGAAGCAAUUAGGUGUGUAGUUUACUUACAGAUAUUCUGGCAUCCGUGUAUAUACCUGGCAUACCUGGCAACUGAUUAAACAUUCUUAUUAACAACAUUCUUAUUAACACAUCUUAAUGUCGGCCACUUAUGGAAUUCGAACCCAAAAAAGUUGUCUUGCCGAUACCGGGAAUCGAACCCAGUGUACGCCUGGCAUACCAAAACCAGACUCGCGCCAGCCUAUCCGCUAGACCACAUCGGCGCUAAAAAAAUCCGUUAAAUUUCUGGCUAAAAAAACAUAUACGGCGACAUUGCAAACAACUGUCAAUCUUAAAAUUUAACAAAUUUUAUAGCCAAAAUAUGCAAAAUUAAAACACACUUUUCAUGUCUAGUACGUACUUGAAUUCGUGUUAUCGAACAGUGCAGUGUUUUUAGUGAAUAAUUUAAAGAAAGUUUAGUUUAUCUAUGUCAGAUUGUUUGUUUGGGCCAGAACAACAAAAAGUUGAAUGUUGGCACUUGCCCCGGUGUACCUUAUAACAAAUGCAGUCAGAUUUUCGAAAUUUGAAUCUAAAUUGGAUCCACAAGAAUUAUUAUUUAAAUCUUGAAAAAGAUGAUCAGUUUAAUAAGCAAAUAGUAAAUAAUUGUGGCAACGGUACUUACCUUGCUUUCCACUUUGAAGUAUCACUGGUACCACCUCUGAGUGGUUUGAGAUCUAUCAAAACAAUCGAUCGACAUGAUGCAUAACCCAAAAAAAAUCAAUUUAUGAACACGCCGUUACAAUUUAAUAAAUCAAGCAAAUCUUGCUCUCAAUCAAAUUAUCGCCGGACAAUGCCUUCGUCUAAAUAUUUAGUCCUCAUUUCUGAACAGAAACAGCGGAAACGGCAGGAACAUCACUGCGACUAAAUUUCACCACACAAUUCAAACCAUUCAUCAUGAUGCGCACGCACCAAAACGAAACACGCACUCGGAUGACUGCGAUUGAAACAAUACAGAGCAGACGGAUAGAAAUCGAACAGAAAAAUUUACGGCGUGUUCGUAAAUUCAUUUUUUCUAUCGCAGUUAUUUUUUUUUUCGAUCCUGGCGUUAGUAAAUUCUACACAAACGUAUGCAAAUACUUCGGAAAGUAAUUUUCUUCAAAAAUAUCGAUCUAGCUGAUACAUUGACCAAAAUACCGCUGCGUUAAUAUCUCGGAUCACCAAUGCGAAAACUUCGAAUUUCAACUGCAGCUAU